Trematosphaeria pertusa is the source of this 1863-nucleotide messenger RNA. Its product is annotated as alkaline phosphatase. Lineage: Eukaryota; Fungi; Ascomycota; Dothideomycetes; Pleosporales; Trematosphaeriaceae. Bases 1 to 1863 code for a protein of 620 amino acids. The transcript has 9 exons. The record is from RefSeq and is a predicted model, not a curated record.
AUGGCAGCUUUUCUGAUCACUGCAGUGUCAUUUGCAUCAGCCGUUACGGCUACAUGGCAUACCAAUCUCAAUUACGCAUCCCCAUCGCGGCGACACAUUUCUCUGGGAAUCGAUGUCCCUACGGUUGCGAAACGAGGUUUGGAGACACGAGCUUGGGAUCCUACGCAGUUGAACUUCACACACGGAGUUGCAUCCGGCGAUCCUUACCCUACCUCCGUCAUCUUAUGGACGCGCAUUUCGCCAGAAGGAGAGAAUGACGCGUCAAACGUGACCGUUGAGGGAAAUGUGCCACUGUAUAACCAUGAUACGGAAACGUAUAUCAAGGCUUCUCCCAAUCCGAUCUGCGUUGAGUAUCAGGUUGGAAGUGAUAGGAACUUUUCGAGGGUUGUGGAUAAGGGAACCGCGUAUACGACUUCGGAUAUUGAUUACACGGUAAAGGUUGAAGCGAAGAAUCUGCAGCCUUUCACGCAAUACUAUUAUCAAUUCACUGUUUGCGGGUCGAGCAACAAGAGCCCGCUUGGACGCACGAAGACGAGCCCAGACGCAGAAGAUGAUGUCUCGAAGCUUGGGCUGGCAGUGUAUUCCUGUAGCAACUAUCCGAAUGGGUAUUUCAACGCUUAUGGAAAUGCUGCGCGGAAGGAUAAGAUCGACUAUGUGAUUCAUCUCGGUGACUACAUCUACGAGACUGGGAAAGGCACGCUCGGGAAAGACCCGCGCGCCACGAAUCCUAGCGACGAGAUCUUCACCCUCUACGAUUAUCGGACUAGAAUCGCUCAAUAUCGGACGGAUCUGGAUCUACUUCUCUCUCAUCGCCAGUAUCCUUGGAUCCCAGUCUGGGAUGAUCACGAGGUAUCUAAUAACGGCUAUCGGGAUGGCUCUAGUAACCUCAACAACACGGAGGACUCUUUCCUGAAGGAUGGCGGUGUCAGCGUCGAUCAACGCAAGAUGAAUGCUGUUCGCGCGUACUUCGAAUGGAUGCCCAUUCGCCAAGUCGACAUGGACGACAAUCUCCGCAUCUGGCGUUCCUUCCAGCUGGGCAAGCUUCUCGAUCUGAUUAUGCUCGACACGCGAAACUACGACCGCUCCAUCACGACGCUGGGCUGGAACAACGAGUACGUCGCGGAGCUCAAGGAUGACGCAGGUAGAUCUCUCAUGGGAAGCCACCAAGAGAACUGGUUUUACGGUCAGCUGUCGAAAUCCGCUAGCAGGGGGGCUACGUGGAGGCUUGUGGGAAAUCAGAUCAUCUUCUCCCGUAUCAACAACACAGCGAGGAGCAGUAACUGGUUGAACGCAGAUCAGUGGGAUGGCUACACCGCGAAUCGCAACCGCACUCUGCACCACCUCUACUCCAACAGUAUCUCAAACACCGUCUUUCUCGCUGGUGACUCGCAUGCAAACUGGGUCUCGGAUCUUGUCUGGCUCGAUCAGAUGCCAUACGACCAAUCCACCGGUGCUGGUUCCGUUGGCGUAGAAUUCGCGGGAACGGCAGUCUCAUCCACGGGCUUCGGUGGAACCAUCGGGAGCGCAAACAAGAAGUCCGCCGGCUUAGUCCAAGACAACAGGGAGCUUCAGUGGAGCGAGGGGUACUAUCGAGGGUACUACGAGCUGCACAUUACUCCCUCUGAGAUCACGGCGAACUACUACGGCUGCCCCACGGUAUCUUUCCGUAACCCUCUCGAGAUAAGUCUGGCGAACUUCACCGUCAAGGCUGGAGACAAUCAUCUGCAGAGGAGCGUCGCGAAUGGAACGGUUGAGACUGGGGCCUUGCAGAGGGGCAGCGUGAAGCAGACGAAUGUGACGCUGAAUACGGAGACGGGCAUGUGGAAUGUUACAGCUUUUGAUCAGGUGUUUAUACAGUAUUGA